AUGCUUCGCAGGUACCUCUCGAUCGCACAUCAGCACAGAAGAGACAUCUAUGUCUCGGCCUGGACGGGUUCACACUUCCGGGGCCCGCAAUGGGUUUUCUACCUCGAGGGUGGGUGGCAAUCGACCACAUUGCAACCAAUGAUUGAUUGUCUUGGAUGGAGUGCGCCUCUGCUUUCCCUGCAGCUGACUGAGAGAACAGUAAACUGCCCAAGGGGGCCAAUUAAAAAAGGAGUAUGUAGAGGCCCUUUUGUGGAUCAAUAUGGAGUAAUGGUUUUACCUCUGGACCAUUUGUUAUUCUUCCGGUAG
Molecule: messenger RNA, 306 nt
Organism: Morchella sextelata
Lineage: Eukaryota; Fungi; Ascomycota; Pezizomycetes; Pezizales; Morchellaceae
Exons: 5
Coding region: 1-306 (101 amino acids)
Source: RefSeq, a predicted model, not a curated record